CUUGGCCUCUCUUAAGAAUACUUCACUUAGGGUUUUGACUAAAUAAAGGUUGGGUCGAUGGCGUCUCUCACUCGUAUCGUUGGAUCCGACUGAUUACACUGAAGAUAGAUAUGGUGGAAACGAGGCGGAUGAGUAAGAAGAGGACGAGAGUGGCCUGCAAUUUCUGCGAAUUCUCCACCAGCAGGCCAAGAGAUGUCCCGAAGAAGACGAGAGUGGCCUGCAAUUUCUGCGAAUUCUCCACCAGCAGAUACGGAUGUGGCUCUGAAGAGGAUCAAGACAAUGAAGAAGGAAAGUUGCGGAAAGAAGUCGUGAGAUUACGAAACAUGCUCAUGAAAAUGCACGGUUUAGACGACGAUGCAAGUUACACUGAGCUGCAGGCAUUUAAAAGUCAUCUAGAUAAGGUUAGGUCCAUUGUGGUGGACCAACAGAAGAAGGAAGCAGAGCAUGAGAAUGAUGGCACAAGGAGAGGGGUUUCGAGGGGUAUGAAGAGAGGGGUUUUGGUUCCCUCUACUACGAGCAGCUCUGAUAAAAAAAGACAGGAGGAGAAAGUCCAACUGCAUAUGGAGAGGGAAUUCGAGAGACGAAAAUCUGAAUCCUUGGAGAGGGAAUUCGAGAGACGAAAAUCUGAAUCCUUGGAGAGCAAGUUCAAGAGACUGUGGCUUUUUAACGAGAGAAUGAAUGGUAGAGAGAUUGAUACAAUGACUUCUUACGAGGACCUGUGCGGACUUGAACGUCAGAUAUUUCGUGCUUUGGAGGGUUUGUCCAGCCAAAUUACGAUAGGACUGGAAAUUAUAGCAAGAUAUAAACAAUGUCCACACAAACAAGAAGAUGAAUCACUGUCUUUGGAGAGCGAACUCAAGAGAUUACGGCUUUUGACCAGGAGAAUGACGGGUAAGGAUUUGGACGGUUUGACUUUCGCUGAGGUGCAGUUGCUGAAAUCCCAACUAGAGGAAGCCUUGGUCAUUGUGAAGAACCAAGAAAAGAAAGUGAGGGAAGAGGAAGGCUCUUGUGGCUUUAUUGUGUUCAAUCAGAAGAUGAAAGCAAGGGAUAAGAAUAAAGCUACGAUGAAAAGCUCUGGAGAGAAACAAGAUGAUGCGGUCAUGCAUCUAUCACAGUCGCGUUGGGAGAUGGAAUACGAGAAACGAAGAGCUGAAUCCAUGCAGAGCGAGUUUGAGAGAUUAUGGCUCUUGAAGGAGAGAAUACGACUUCUUCCGAGCUGUCUCGACUUAUCUGUCAAAUCUGCAUUGCAUCGAGAAAGAUGACCGACCUUGUAUCAUCAAGAAUUGUUGAGAACAAAACCAAAUCUUACAAAUUAAAAGCACUGAUAAAGAGAUUAACAUAAAACAAAACAAAAAACAGACCUGAAUCUCUUUAAUUAGGUUCAUACUCAUCAUGUCUACUAGAGCAA
Messenger RNA from Camelina sativa (false flax), 1408 nucleotides. RefSeq lists its product as uncharacterized. Lineage: Eukaryota; Viridiplantae; Streptophyta; Magnoliopsida; Brassicales; Brassicaceae. The record is from RefSeq and is a predicted model, not a curated record.